ACGGGAUUGAAUGGGAUAAUAUACACUGGAUUUGAUCUUUUUAAACGAUUCUACGUUUUAGCCUACAUAUUUUUUCGAUAAAUCAUAAUCUCUGGUGAGAUUUGAAUGCGACUCAGUUUCUAUGCAGUCGAGCGCCGCCUGCAGGAAUAAAAGUUCGUCUCAUGAACUGACAACAUUUGCAAAUGUCCGAUACCAGGGUAAAGCAGGGCUGCACAUGGACAUGGCGAAAUUCCUCAGUCAGGAUCAAAUCAACGAGUAUAAGGAGUGUUUUUCGCUGUACGACCAGAAGCGCAGGGGUAAAAUGAAGGCGCAGGAUCUGUUGACGGUCAUGAGAUCUCUGGGAUGCUGUCCGACCCUGACGGAGCUCGACAGACACUUACUGACCCAUAAAAUAGAUAAGAGCGGCGAGUUGGACUUCUCCACGUUUCUCAGUAUGAUGCACGCGCAGAUCCGGCGGGAAAACCCGCGGGUCGAGAUCCUGCGGGCCGUGAGGGUGAUGGACACGGAGAAACGAGGCUUCAUCGCGGCGGUGGAGCUCAGGGCCAGACUGACGGGCUUUGGAGAACGUCUCGCAGAUCAAGAAGUUGACGAGUUGCUGAGUGAAGCCGGCGUGACGUUUGACGGACAAAUCCACUACGAGGACUUUGCAAAGAUGGUGACGUUUCUGAUGGUCGAUGCAGAACAAACUUCAGACCAGCAGUAAAUCAGCAGCACAAGCUGAAAACCACAGAUAUUACCAUCUCUAAAUCUUCCUAAAACAGCAAAAAAUGAAAUAACUACACAACCAUGACCAUAUUUAACUGAUAACUGAUAAACCACCUGCCAGACCGAUUCAAUCAUUAACUAGCCGUGGGAUUGUUUUCAAAGUGACCAGAUGUGUCCGUGAUAAGUUGGUUUCUGACUUUCCAGAAACUUCAAUACAGGUUAAUAUUUCAGAUUAUUGGUAUUGUAUUUGAAAUUAUGAUCAUAGUGCCCUCUUGUGUUAAUAAAGAAUGUUAUUUUAAACAGGCUGUGAUGUAGUUGAUGUGUUAAAUCACAUUUCACACAACAGAAACAAAUUUUUGUCCGGUUCAAAAACAAUAAAUGUGGAUCACUGAAUGCAAACUGCCUCUCUCUCUCUCUGUUAAAACAAGCGUUAAUCAGUUUAUUAUAACCUAUAAAAAGCAAGAACUCAAAGCAAACUGUUGUUUUGUGAACCAAACCAUCUUUGCGUCGUAAAGCUCAUAAAUUCCCCUGUUGUGCUGUUAUUGUUUGCAGUGGUUUAUGUGUCUGUGUUGAGAUAAUAAAGCUGUUGCUUCAGUCUCGAUUCACUCCCUAAACCACAGACCUGCUGUCAAAUGUUAAUUAAGAUGGAAUAACAGUAAAAGUUAACUUUGUAAUUGUGUUUAUAAGGAAAACAAACAUUGCUAUGAUAAGACAGGACUUUAUUAUGCCCUUCAAAUGGACAACAUAGUAACACUGUUUACAUUCAUUUCCUUUCGGACCAUCACCUUCACAUGGUUGAGGUCACUGACACAGCUUUAUUACACGUCAAAUGAGCAAUACAUUUAAUUAUUUCAGAAUUUCCAGGCAAUAAAUUCAAACACCAAAAAGGAGGUCGGAAACCAGAUAUGAAUAAUGUAUCAAUUUCAAGUUGUUUCUUUAACAUCUGCUUCAUUUACAGUACGAUCAUUCAUGACAUUAUAGCAAUUAUUUCAAUCUCAGGGCAGAGAUUUGUUUUUAAAGCAACAAAAUUUUUCUCUGAGUAAAGGUGUGUGUGUGUGUAUAUAUAUAUAUAUAUAUAUAUAAUUAUAUAUAAUUAUUAAGAUGUAUAAGCAAUUAUAGUAAUUCAAUUGAAAAAAUAUAUUGAGCCAUUGAUUUUUCAGUGCAACAAUAUCUUCCUCCAAAUAUGAAUAAAAGUGAAAAAAUGGGGUUGGUCAAAUAUUUAUAAAUAU
Messenger RNA from Ctenopharyngodon idella (grass carp), 1934 nucleotides. It is a transcript of the gene calml4b, whose product is annotated as calmodulin-like 4b. NCBI's taxonomy places the organism in Eukaryota, Metazoa, Chordata, Actinopteri, Cypriniformes, Xenocyprididae. The transcript has 5 exons. Gene Ontology annotation, cellular component: myosin II complex. The record is from RefSeq and is a predicted model, not a curated record. The coding region runs from base 122 to 703 and encodes 193 amino acids. Gene Ontology annotation, molecular function: calcium ion binding.